UCUGAAUUACUUACAAGAUAGAACACAAGUGUCAUUUAGAGACAUGUUGUUGCUGGACCAUUUCCGUAGAUAUAUAGUUAUUUAUGAUCCAACAACUUGGUACAGAAAUAUAAAAAAACAUUCAGUCAAACGGUGACCAAGUGUGAUAAUGCAAUUACGAGAACGUUUCUUCGAUCUCUUCCAUGGGUUAGCCAGUUUCUAUAUAUUCAAUAAUCAACAGGGAUUGAGGCACAGAAAACAUACACAAAACAAACAACAUAUGAUGAUGGGUCGAUCAAGGAAUGUGGCAAUUCUUGUAGUAAUAACUGUAAUGUUACUAAAGACCACAGAAGCUGAAGAUUACGAGGUGGGAGGUACCACAGGUUGGACAAGCUUUCCUCCAGGAGGUGCUUCUUUCUAUUCCAAAUGGGCUUCCAAUUUUACAUUCAAAGUAAAUGACACUCUAGUGUUCAACUUCGAGUCUGGAAGCCACAGUGUGGUGGAACUUUCGAAUGCUAACUAUGAAAACUGUGGAGUCGACAACAAUAUCAAAAGCUUUAAUACAGGGCCAGCUAGAGUUAUCCUCACAGGUCCAGGGGAAUUCUACUUUUCCUGCCCCUUUUCAGGCCAUUGCAGCAGUGGCCAAAAGGUAAGCGUUACAGUUGAAGCUUCUUCACCUUCUCCUUCUGCAUCUGGUUCAGAUUCCACUAAAAGAGCCCCAUCACCCCAAACUCAUUCCACUGAUAUAGCCCCUCCACCACACGGCUCAGCCACCCCUCUGGCUUCUACCUUCUCUCUGUUCAUCAUCACCAUUAUAGUCAAUUUUCUGUCUCAAUUUUAGGACACUUGUUACUAUACUCUCUCUUUCUAAAACAAUUUUCUUCAUCCAAAUUCAUUCAUCUCAAUCUUUUAAAGUAUGUGACAUGCAGAUUCAAUAAGAUUCAGAUGAACUUCAUAAAAUUGAAGAGAAUGUUUCAGAAAGAGGAUAUUGGAUGUACAUCGAUUUCAUUAAGCCUGUUGGGUUUCCGAAAUUUUGGCUUGUGAUAUAUAUUGUUUAAUUGAUUUCCAGCUACUUGGACUCCAUUGAGAUGAUUGUGAUUGAAUAAACAAAUCUUCUAUUGUGGGUUUUGUUUUA
Molecule: messenger RNA, 1114 nt
Organism: Vigna angularis (adzuki bean)
Lineage: Eukaryota; Viridiplantae; Streptophyta; Magnoliopsida; Fabales; Fabaceae
Product: blue copper protein
Exons: 2
Coding region: 149-820 (223 amino acids)
Cellular component (GO): plasma membrane
Molecular function (GO): electron transfer activity
Source: RefSeq, a predicted model, not a curated record